GUGGCGUGCGCGGUAGCGUUUUAGGCUUGCCCCCCCUGGACUUGUGACUGACCUUUGCUGCAUUGCCAACGCGAAUCCAUUCCCCUCUCCAGCAUUUUUUGACCUGCCAUCACAUCGUGUCGUUAGGCUUCUAUGUUUUACAUUCUUUCAGGUUUCAACUCUUUGAGAUACCCAGGGCGCGUCUGAUUGUUUCUUCUUUUGUAGAUUGUCCGUUUUCUGUUUAUCUGCGAUCUUUUGAUUGGGAGAUCCUUUUUUUUUUCUUCUGGGAGAACCAACCAACCACCCCCUCAUCAUUUUUAUUUUGUUUUUGGGAAUCCAUCCCGUCUCAUCUUGGGAGCUCCACGCCCCUACACCGCCGAGUGAAGCCCAACCUUGCCUUGCAGUCUCGUAGCAACCAAACAAAAAAUCGUUCCGAACCGACCCCCCAUUAUUCAGCUAUCAUCUCGAGUUGGGAGGGACCGUUUCUUCUUCCUCGCACAAACUCUGUCGAUUUUCUUCUCUGCGAAUCUUUCCAACCCUUUCGUCGUCCCGUGUGAUGAAACGAAACAAGAGUCCAAAUUCAGCUUAGCCUCAUCUUUUCAACAACCUUCUUCUUCUCCAUCUCGUCUCAAGCAAGCACCCUUUAAGGGGUGUUGGCAUGGUCCACCAUGCCUUCCAAAGAGUACGACAGGGAUAAUAUGAUUCAUGUCGACGUCGACGACGAAGAUACUGCAUCCGCGCUGCCGAAGCGGAAGAGCAGCCGGGCUGAGCGUCCUUCGGGCGACAGGGACAAAGACCGGGACCGAGAUCGAGACCGGGAUCGAGACCGAGACCGCGACCGGGACCGCGAACGCGAACGCGACAGAGAUCGGGACAAAGACAGAGACAGAGAGAGAGACCGCGAACUCCGCCACAAGUCGUCACGCUCCUCGAGACAUCCCCGGACCACGGGCGAUAGCGAUCUGCAGUCUUCGUCCCAUUCUCACCGCAAGCGCCGACCCAAGGACCGGGACCGCGAUAGAGACAAGGAACGCGACAGAUCCAGAGACAGGGACCGUGACAGAUCCAGAGACAGAGAGCGACACAGGGAGAAGGACCGCGACAGGUCGAGGUCGAGAUCCCGGUCUCGCGACAGGCAGAACCGAUCCGAUGGCGUGGACAAGUCGGAGCUGAGCGCGGACGUGGUCCCGGAGAUUGCCCGUACCCGCGCCCCGCGGCCGUACCCGGGGUUCAGCAAAGCACACAGUAAGGAGAGCGUCGCACUAGACAGCAAGGAGGACCUCUCACAGCAGCAAUCGCCCGCAGUGUCGAGGACCCGCCGGAGCAACGAUCCGCCCACCCCCGAAGCCACCGACUUUGGCAGCGGUGAUGCAGGCAGCGACAAGCUCAAGCGAUCCAAGUCGGUCGACGAGAGGAAGUCAUCCUCGAGCCUCCGCAAGAGCAACGACCGACCGCCCAGCCCACCCGAGACGAACCUGUCGGAGCCCAAGGAUCGCAGGAGUUCGGGCACUCCGACCUCUACGAGAUCGCGGGAUCGAGACGAUGCUGAAGGAGGUGGAGGCGGCGGGGUGCGCUCGACCGUCACGUCGUGGCUGUCGAGAGCAUCUUCAAAGCACGAGGAUAGGUCCAAGGUUUCAACAAAGUCUAGAGCGUCGUCGAGCCAAGCCACGUACCUGCGCGCGCCGACCGAGACGGAGACCAAGGCGACCUCGAGAUCAGGUGCACCCUCGACGGCGUCGUCGAAGCGUACAAUUCACGUUAGCACGAGUCGUCCAGACCCAAUUGACGUUAACUUUUCUCCAGAAUCGGCGCAGGAUUCCUCUCCCAAAACACCCACAGCCACUCCACAGUUCCCUCCGCCGCCACCGCCCAUGUUCUCUGACAGCAAGCGCGGCGCCGGUGGCCUACGCAUCCACGAUCCGCCAGAGCCCGUGCAGACGCCCUCUCACGGCUAUGGGCCUCCGCCACCGCCACCCCCGCCUCCGCCCCUGAGUAUAUCCGAAACACCCAAGGUCAACUAUCUAAUGCAGCACGGCGGGCUGCCCAAACCCGUCUCCAAGAACUUCCUAGACGCCCUUCCCCGUCAGAACGGGACCAGGCCCUCCAACCCUCCGCUGAGCGGCACCGAGACGCUCUUUGCCCCCUUCUUUAACCUUUUAGACCAGUAUCAGACGGUGUUGGAAAACCAAGGAUCCGUCGCUGUGGCCACGGGCCACAAAACCAUUGCCAGGCGGAUAUUGGACCGUCUGGACAAUGUAUUCACUAGAGACUUGCCCGAUGAUGGCUGCAGCUGUGUCAUGUGUGAGAAGACCGGCAGGCUCGCCCGAGGUCUGGGAUGGGGAGAGGUUUUGGAAAAGUACAAGAGCGAGAAUCCGCCGUGGCCGCCCUUUGACCUGAGUUCUCUAGGCAUUAGAGAUCCCGAUGAGGUGGUCGAUAGUCUCCCGCCGCGACCUGACUCGCCUAUAAAAAUGGAUCCCGAUAUUGCAGAAGAAUUCCGCGGCCACUACCUGCGGCAGAACAAAAAGGUCAAGGCGGCUGUUGACAAGUGGUUGACUAGUUGCGCUGAGGCGCCGCCGCCGCAGGAGGUGGAUGAUGAAACACUCACCUUUGCCAUCCUCACCAACCUCGAUAUUGAAGAGCAACCCUACUUCAACGCGCUGCUUGCCGGGUCGAAGGAGUUGCAGCCUGCGAUGCGCGCACCAACGCCCAUGCGCAAGAAGCCCCGACAGGAUUUCCUCGUGCGUACCGGGCUCGCCUUGCAGCGCUGGUAUGGUCUGCAACUGGUGCCGCGCGACGCCGAGACGGCUGUUUAUCUUAUCAAGAAUCUGCACAUGCACGAUCUCCUCCGCGCCGUCAGCGAUAUCAACACCUCUGAAUGGGAGCUGCUGACCUCGGGCCGUUUCGAUGGAUUUUUGUGGAAUGGUGCCGAUGAUUCGAUGAAUGAUCUGCUUACACCGAUCGCCGAGACGCCUUCGUCCCGCGCUGGAACGCCCAACGCGAGUGGCUUCUUCUCCCCGCCGAUGCGGAACUUUACCCCAUCCCGGGGUCCUACGCCCUACAGCCGCGGGCCGACCCCCGCGUCGUUCAUCAGCGGCGUGUCGUCGGCCGUUGUCGUACCCCCUGGGAUGCCGGGCGGCGGCAACGUUGGUGGCAAGACCGCUGUGACACUGGACGAGGAGCUUGAGGUUCAGGUCUUGUCCGAAGUGGAGCGGCACAUCUACCAGGGCAUGGAAGCGCUCGAGGACGCCUUUGAGGUGCUCCACCAGCGGGCCGAGGCGGUGCGCAACGCACUGCGACAGCGCAACGCAGGCCUGCAGAUAGGUUUGUCGCGGCGGCGGGCCGGUAGCACGGCUCUGCCGACUGUGGCUUCUGGCGGGAGCGUAGGCACGGGCCAGGACGGCUCGCCGCGGUUUGACACGUUCUAUGGUCAGGACGACGACACCUUCUCCAUGGCCAACGAAUCAGACUGGGGCGCAGACGAGUUUGGUGAGCUCCGGCCGGACGACUCGGCCAGCAACAUCAGCAGCUCGAGGCACAGGCGGCCCAAGAGGAGGAACGAGAGGAGGACGCCGGCGCCGAUUGAGGAGGAGGAAGAGUAAUUUUAGAAGACUUGAUGUGUGUAAAUGAGAACGAAUUUGAUGAACUAUGACGGGUAGGGAAAUGGAAUGGCGGUGUUUUCUUUCUAUUUUUUGGUUCUUUUUGUCAAGGGGCAUUGACGGAUUUGUCAAGUUUCUUUUUUUCUCUUUCUUCGCUUCUUCAAACUUUUGCACGAGCAUCAUGUCUGAUAUUAUUAUUGCAUCUUUGCGGCGAGAUACCACUGCAUAGGGACGAUUUUGGGAAUCUCUCGAAAUGAAUACAUAUUCUUGGGUUUCCAUGCCUCUUUUUGUUCUGCACUGUUUUACGUGAAGGGUUGAGGACUCUCAAAUAUAUUUUGACAUACCGGUUCUAUCGAUUCUACACGCCCUCACUCGCCACAAACAAAAUUUGCCCCCGCCGCUCAUUCAC
Molecule: messenger RNA, 3984 nt
Organism: Pyricularia oryzae 70-15
Lineage: Eukaryota; Fungi; Ascomycota; Sordariomycetes; Magnaporthales; Pyriculariaceae
Exons: 1
Coding region: 648-3578 (976 amino acids)
Cellular component (GO): nucleus
Molecular function (GO): DNA binding
Source: RefSeq, a predicted model, not a curated record